Scomber scombrus (Atlantic mackerel) is the source of this 2022-nucleotide messenger RNA. Its product is annotated as zinc finger protein 436-like. The transcript has 3 exons. Bases 1 to 1455 code for a protein of 484 amino acids. Lineage: Eukaryota; Metazoa; Chordata; Actinopteri; Scombriformes; Scombridae. The record is from RefSeq and is a predicted model, not a curated record.
AUGCCUCACUCCUGUGCUGUGAAGACGUGCGGAAAUAAAGCAAAGCCUGGCUCUGCUUUGUCGUUUCACCGCCUGCCUGUGAGGGAACCAGAGCGGCUCAAACUGUGGCUGUCUGCAUUAAAAGUGGAUGUAAAUACUCCCAUAGACGAGUUAAGGAAAUAUAUUGUCUGCUCGGAGCAUUUUGCACCGGAGGACUACACCGUGAACGGACAGCCGGGGAGCGAUAGGAUGCACCGUUUCCUGACGCCCACGGCUGUCCCGACCGUCUCGUCUGGCAAGCUUCAACUAAACACAACCGAGGAAUCAGAAAACAGCAGGACCAAGGAUGUUUCAUUGGACUCAUCUGAAGACACCCAGUCUGUCUCUGGAAAGCUGCUUCCCUCACUGCAGCAAUGUGACGUCAAGGUGGAGGUAACAGAGAUCCACUCACAGAUCAAAGAGGAGCAGGUGGACGAGUGUAUCAGUCCAGGCGUGGAGGCUGAUACUGCCAAUGACACUGAAGACAGAGAUCCUAAAUCAGAACCAACCACUGACUGGGAGCUGUUCCCAUCGUCCAGCACCGAAACUAUGACUGUAAAUGAUGAGACAUGGAAUGAAAGUGACAGUUCGUCGUCGCCUCAUCAUGGUGUUGAAGUCUAUGUAGAACUGGAACAGCCUCCGAGGCAAGAAAAGUCUUGUCGUUUUUGUGGUAAAAGUUUUAAGAGGGACUCUUAUCUGAUCAGGCAUGUGGGCAAGAGUCACAAAGGACACAAGGCCUUUAAAUGCUUGGAGUGCAACAAGGAGUUUGAACAACGUUACCAGCUAGUCAUGCACAUAAGAAUUCACACGGGUGAAAAACCCUUUAGUUGUGAUUACUGUGACAAAACGUUUGUUCAGAACUCAAGUCGCCUUGCUCACAUGAGGGUGCAUACUGGGGAAAAACCAUAUUUUUGUGUUAAGUGUGGGAAAAGUUUUGCCACGAGCAAUCAUUUCAAAUUUUGCAAAGUGCAGAAUGAAUGCCAAGUCACACCAGAAAAUGAGGAUGUGGAUGAGAAUCACAAAGAGCAGAAGCCCUUUAAAUGCUUUGAAUGCAAAAAGGCGUUUAAUCAUAAGCACCAGCUUGUUCUGCAUGCGAGAGUUCACACCGGUGAAAAACCCUUCAGUUGUGAUUUCUGUGGCAAGACGUUCACGCAGAACUCUAAUCGUAUUGUUCACAUGAGACAGCAUACCGGAGAGAAACCGUAUUUUUGUAAUAAGUGUGGCAAGAGGUUUGCAAGCAGCCAUCAUCUCAAAUUGUGCACGGGAACACAACACAAUAGGAUAAACAAAUCCUUUCGUUGCGUCACUUGUGGCAGAACCUUUCACACAGACUCAGACCUGAAUGUGCACGUGGAGGUUCACGAGUCAUGGAAACGGCACAUCAGUGAGAAACUGCAAGGACAGGAGUUAGAAGAAAAAAACUUAAAACAUGUCUGAGAGAACAUCAUAGUGUGUGAUACCGAAGACUGCCCCCCCGUUUCUACUUGUCUAUCUUCAAACAGUCCAACAUGGAAAGAAACCAAGCAGUAUUCCCAUUGUUCUUAUUUGUAAGCGUUCUCAAAGUCUGACAAUGUCUCAAAGUUGUUGUGGAUGUUUUCAGCAUCAUAUCCUGGUUCAACUUCAUCUCUGUAAAGAAUAAAUCAAAGCUCUCCCAGAUCAUUAAUAAAGCAAGUCAAAUAACAAAAUAAACUCAAUUAACAAUACCCAAGCAGUUGAAAGAAAAGCCAACCUCAUCACAGAGGAUCUCUCCCACCUGCUGCAUAAUCCCUCCAGUUACUACCAUAAGACCACUGCUAUGAAGCCCCUUUGGCAAACCCCCCCCCCCUAAAAAAAAAACAUACCAGAACUCCUUUAUUUCCUCUGUCAUAAGCAUUUUAAGCAAAAAAAAUGAAACGACAGUGCACUUUCUAUGCACCCAAAUCAUGUAUGAUACUUUGCCUAAGUUAUUUAUUUAUGCUCUAUAUUUUUCAUUCUGUUUUUUAGGAGGAUGUAUUAUAUGUCUGA